Necator americanus (New World hookworm) is the source of this 3093-nucleotide messenger RNA. RefSeq lists its product as uncharacterized. Bases 1 to 3093 code for a protein of 1030 amino acids. The transcript has 15 exons. The record is from RefSeq and is a predicted model, not a curated record. Gene Ontology annotation, biological process: peptidyl-serine phosphorylation; signal transduction. NCBI's taxonomy places the organism in Eukaryota, Metazoa, Nematoda, Chromadorea, Rhabditida, Ancylostomatidae. Gene Ontology annotation, molecular function: protein serine/threonine kinase activity; ATP binding. Gene Ontology annotation, cellular component: cytoplasm; nucleus.
AUGGCAGCGAUCGGUGGAGUCGAAGCCGAUUCAGCUCCAAAGUCGGAUACAAAGCGAGCAGAGAAGGAAGAGGUCGUCAAAGAAGUCGUCAAGAAGAAGAAGAAGAAAAGAAAGCCAAAGAAAGAAAUGAAAAGAGAGAAAAUGGAGCCAGGACAGACCAUUGUUAGCGACUCAUUUCAGUGGAAAGUUAUAAAAAUCCUUGGUUCUGGAGGAUUCGGCGAUGUUUAUAAAGUGGCAAAAGAAGAUAGUGACGACAAAAACGAGUAUGCGAUGAAGACAGAAAUGGUUGAGGGGGAUAAGCUGAAGUUACGCCUCAAAAUCGAAGUUGUUGUGUUAGGACUGUGUCAUGAAACUGAAGACCCCAGAAAGAAGGAGCACUUUGUCCCUUUCAUAGAUAAAGGGAAAACUAAAAAAUUCAAGUUUCUUGUCAUGGGUCUUGUUGGUAAAUCCCUAGAGGAUAUUCGCCGUUACAUACUUUUUCGAAAUUACUCGAAACCAACAGCCAUGAAUGCUUCCCUGCAAACAUUACAGGCGGUAUGGGACCUGCACGAUGUGGGAUAUUUGCACAGGGACAUAAAACCACAGAACUUUGCCGUUGGGUUGGGAGAAUAUGAAAAAACAAUUUAUAUGCUUGACUUUGGCAUAGCUAGAAAAUAUCGGAACGAUGACACGAAACAAGUGAAAGUGGCACGUCUUUGUGUUAAGUUUCUUGGCACGAUACGCUUUGCCUCGAGGGCAUGUCAUUUAGGAAUCGAACAGGGCAGAAAGGACGAUUUGGAAACAUGGUUAUAUAUGCUCUUCGACCUUUUUGAUAACGAAAGCUUGCCAUGGAAACGAGCGGUUGAUAAAAACUCAGUUAUCACAAUGAAAGAUAAGUUCUUCAAAAUGGAGUAUCCGAAGAUAUUCAAAAUUGUGCCGCAAGAGGUUCAACGACUUGUCAAGUAUAUUGAUGAACUGGCGUACGCAGAUGAGCCGGAUUACUUGUAUAUUCAAAGUUCACUGAAGACAAUAGCAAAGGAGAGGAAGAUCGACUUCGAAAAAACUCUAGAUUGGAUUGGGAAGACGGCAAAGAAGAAAGAUGAACGUCAGGUUGAGCGACGACCUGUGGUGAAAACUAAGUUCGCUGUGGCAUGGCUGCUUAGUUUGGGGAAAAGUCUCUUUGCCAUUCCAGCAUAUUCACUGCCUCAGUACCCUGCACACUGGGCCCUGCCGUCUCAGACGUCGGAGGGUAUGGCGACCGGUGAGAGGCGAUCAAAUCUCAGGUUGCUCAGGACGUCAUUGAUUCUGGACCAAGGCGACACACGCACGACUCGCCAUGGAGACUGUCUCAGACUGUGUACUUACAACGCGAGAACAGUUUCCACAGACGCUAACCUGUAUGCCUUUCUCGGAGCUGCAGAGCGUAUCAAAUUUCACGUGAUUGCUCUGCAGGAGACCAAGUGCAGAAGGAACGACGUACAACAGAUGAAUGAAGGUACACUCGUCAUUCGUGGAGAGAAGGUUCCGUCGCGAAAUGUAGACGGUGUUGGUUUUGUUGUGAACCCGUCUGUCGUCCAUCUCGUCGAUUCUCACGAGAUCCUGUCAUCUCGUCUGGCCAUUCUUCGCCUCCGCCCUCUGCGCCAAAAAUCCAUCAGUAUCAUCAACUGCUAUUCACCAACAUCAGCAGCUGAUGAUUCCGAAUUGGACGCGUUUUACGAGGAGCUGAAGGAAGUAGUCCGCAACGAGAAGCCCUUUUACAAAUUCGUUGUCGGAGACUUCAAAGCAAAACUAGGAAAGGCCACAGAAGAGGAAUACAGGAUUGGAAGAUUUGGACAAGGGGACCGGAAUAAAAAUGGCAAUCGUCUCUCCGGCCUGUUGUCCGCCGCUCUGCUCUUUCAUGGGAACUCUCUUUUCAUGAAGGAAGAUAAUCGUCGGUGGACGUGGGAAUCGCAAAAUGGCGUGACUCGUGCGGAGAUCGACCACAUACUCAACAUUCGGAGUGGUUCUGAUCACCGUCUCCUUCGUGCGAAAAUACGACUUAGCCACACUAUGGAAAAGAACAUCUGCUAUCGGCAACAAAGGAGAAAAGAAGUCGUCUACGACGAUUGCGUACUCGAGGACUCCUUGUCCCAAGGUGACUGGCACAUCGAAGAGGACCCAAACGUGAACUACGAGAUGCUGCUCAGAGGAUUACGAGCCUGUGCUGAACGUGCCUCGAAGUCGCGCACGACAAACUUGGAUCGAAUUUCGAAGACCACCAAGGAAUUGUUAGGAAGAAGAAGGGCUUUGAGGCUUGAUCCGAAUGCAUCGCACAUUGAGCGGUUAGUAGCAAACACUAGCUGCAGAAAAGCGUUGCAGGAGGAUCUUUUGAAGUACAGGCAGAAGAAGAUUCUAGAAGCAGCACAAAGAAGAACGAGUCUAAAGGAGUGCCGCAGGGAUCUCCGCGAAUAUAAUAUUCCGCUAGCAACCUUGCUGAGCGAAGACGGGACUCGCAAGUCUUCUCGUCGUGAGAUGGAAAUCAUUACGGAAAGGUUCUACUCGAACCUUUUCCGUUCAUCAACUCCUGUGUCAAGUCUAAUCAUCCCCACUGGCGAAGCUCCAUCACGGAUUCUCCCUUCGGAAGUACGAGUCGCUAUCAAGAGCAUGAAACCUGACACAGCCCCCGGACCUGAUUUUAUAUCAGCAGACUUUCUUCGGGCUGGUGGCCGUCCGCGUCAUGUAAUCUUAGCAGCGCACAUGACAUCCUAUCUUCAGAAAGAAAGGAUCCCAGACCAGUGGAAGACCUCGCGAACCGUUCUUAUCCAUAAGAAAGUAUACACCAAGAUCGUCCUCACACGCAUAUCUAGGAUGCUGGAUGAAGCCCAGCCUCAAGAACAAGCUGGAUUCCGCCAAGGGUUCAGCUGCUUGGACCACAUCCAGACCGUGUCGAGGGUCAUAGAGGCGAGCGAAACUACUUCAUCGGAUAACAGAAACACAGGAGGUUCCGGCGGUAGCGUCAGCGAUGACAAGAAAAAAGAAAGGACAAGGCCCUCACUACUGAAGCGGAUAACUGAGAGAAAAGCAUCAAAAAGUACAUGCACAGCAAGGGCUAAAAGUAAAAAAAGUGGAAAAUAA